CAGUCAGCGAGCCGCCCUGCCGGCCUGAGUCCCUUCUCCCGCCUCCCUGGCCGAGUCCCUCUCCGCGUGGUAAUGCUCCCGGCGGUGCUGGGGCCUCGCUGGGUCCCCUCUUGCCUGCGGGAGCCCCGUCUUUCCCCUCCCUGUCGCUUCCACGGCACAAUACAAAUGCAGUGGUGCUUUCCCAUUCAUUCACGGGGUCACUGAUGACUUGGGGCAGAGCAGCGAAAUGUCUUCCUUGUGUUGGAAGACUUUAGGUCUUUUUUCACCCGUUACGGAUUUUCAGGUGUUUCAGCCUUUAAAGGCCCCACCUGAGCCGUUGGAAUAGCCACUUGACUAACUUCCCAGUCAUUGAACUGGGUGAAUAGCUGCCAGAGGUUCAUACAGGAGAUUGUCAAAACAUGAUCUUCACAGAGUUUGGAUCUGGCUUAUUAGUUAAAAGUAUCAGAGAUUAAUUAUUUGGAAAUAGUAUUCGAAGUAGUGUAGUCAUAAGCCUCUCCCUGGGCUCCGUUAAAGGUGUUUUCCUAGAAGCACUCAUGCUGUAUGUGCUGAUUUGGGUCUGUUCUGAGUCAAUAGUUCAGUUAAGUGGUUCCAACAAUAAACUAGCGUACGUGGAAAUUCCCAGUAUCUCAGACUGAUGCAAAAAUCAAAUGUCCCAUUGAUUUGCCUCAUCCUGGUACAGACAUUUCAGCUAAACAGGCUGGUGCUGGACCACUGUGUAUUUAGGUAGUGUGGCUUUAAAGCUUUUUGUUUAUGUGUAUUUAUUUGAUGCACUGUUUUGGCAGAUUUUCUCUUAAGUUUAAAAACCUACUGCAAUUUUAAGAGUACUUUUAAAAUAGACUGUGGAAAACUUUUUCUUAAUAUUUUGAUAGUUAACUUGUGUUUGCAGCUCAUUCUUACUCUAGACGCGGCACUAUGAAUCAAGAAAAACUGGCCAAGCUUCAAGCGCAGGUCCGAAUAGGAGGAAAGGGAACAGCUCGCAGAAAGAAGAAGGUGGUGCACAGAACAGCUACAGCUGAUGACAAAAAACUUCAGAGUUCCCUCAAAAAACUGGCAGUAAAUAACAUUGCUGGCAUUGAAGAGGUGAACAUGAUAAAAGAUGAUGGAACGGUUAUUCACUUCAACAACCCCAAGGUUCAAGCUUCCCUCUCUGCUAACACUUUUGCAAUUACUGGUCAUGCAGAGGCUAAGCCGAUCACAGAAAUGCUUCCAGGCAUCUUAAGCCAGCUUGGUGCUGACAGCUUAACAAGUCUCAGGAAGUUAGCUGAACAAUUCCCAAGACAAGUGUUGGAUAGUAAAGCACCAAAACCUGAAGAUAUUGAUGAAGAAGAUGAUGAUGUCCCAGAUCUCGUAGAAAACUUUGAUGAAGCAUCAAAGAAUGAAGCUAACUAAACCAUUAAUAGUUCUGGAAGCUGGCAUGGACUAGAUUUAAGAAAUCAGCUAUGUGGUUCCAAAGUUUUAAAGAAACAGAGAACAUCAUCUGUUAAUAGUUCAGUAAUAUAAAUAUUUUGUAUUUUUAUGAUGCUGUUUGUUCAGCAUUUUCUGUCAGUUGAUUUUGCAUUUUGCACUUACUCCCAGGAUCUACUCUUUUGGUCAAAAAGAAAUGUCAGUGCAGUUUGAGGGGUGUGUGCAUGUGCGUGUGUGUAUGUGUGUGGGUGUACAUAUAGUGGAGAACAAAUUGGAGAACACUUAUUUAACCUUUUCCCCUUUGGAAGUAGAAAUAAAAUGAAUCUUCAGCAUUGUUACUUUUUUAUUAUCACCAAAUAGUGCACAGAAGGUAAUUAAGAUUAAAAUUUUGUCCACAUUUUGUGAUCUGGAGACAUUACACCAUUAAAAUUUGGGUUUAAUUUGCUGUUAACUAUCGUACUUGCAGAUGUGUUUCUCAUCCCCAUUGGAAUGUACACAUGAUAAUUGUUAUCAACCUUAUGUUGAUCCCAGAUGGUACCAAAGACGAGCUGUUUUACUGGCUUGUUUGGUACAGUAACUUUUUAAAAAGGAAAACUUGGUCUCAGAAGAGUGUGGUUUUGUUUGGUUUUUUUUUUGAACCCUUCCCAGCUUUUUCUUUCUUCUUUUUUUUUCUUGUGUGUCUAACCUUUUGAGACAAGCUAAUGUUUGUCUCCUUCCAUCUAGGCUUAGCAGUAUGUUCUCCUGUUGAUUACAUAAGAGUAUUUCCCAUGUCAAAAGGAAAACAAACACCUUGGUUCUCUGCCAUGCGGUCACUUCCUAAACUUGGAGGUCUAGUUGGUAACAGUCCAGUGCACCAGUUUUGCACACUAACAGAUUUUUGCUUGAAUAAGUUCAAGCUGUUCUCUUGGCAUGACUGCAUUUACUAGCAGCUGAUGAUCCACUGUCAUUCUGACGGCACUAGGAAUUAAAUGCACCAUGUGAACAAUGUUUGAGGUGGGAGGAAAAAGUUGUUGACAUUUUGCCUUGCCUUCUGCUGGGCAGUUUGUGCAAUGACUAGCUCUAAAGGGAUAACUUUUUUUUGCCUGUAACUUACCUUUGCCUAUAACCUACCUCUAGGUUUGGUGUCAUCUAUGUAGUAGCUUCUUAAAACCCACAAAUGCUUCUCAGGCAUAAGGAGGACAUUGGGAGGUACUGUUGGUAGAG
This is a messenger RNA of Egretta garzetta (little egret), 2607 nucleotides long. RefSeq names its product basic transcription factor 3 like 4 (gene BTF3L4). The transcript has 5 exons. The record is from RefSeq and is a predicted model, not a curated record. Bases 913 to 1389 code for a protein of 158 amino acids. Lineage: Eukaryota; Metazoa; Chordata; Aves; Pelecaniformes; Ardeidae.